UCUAUUAACAAUAAUAAUAUAUUAAAAAUAAAUGUUAAUGCAAGCACUAGACUGCCAGGCGAAAUUUACAAUUGCCAAAUCGUAUCAAGAUGAUGUUCAAGCUGUCAAUGUCAUUCAAAAAGUGAAUAAAUUAUUCUUUAUCUUCACAUGAAUUUAUUGAAAAAAUUUUUACAUAUUGAAAUUGAUAUUGGACGUGGUUUUAAACAUUCCGCGCGAACACCCUGAUACAUAAACAACAUAAUAAUAAUAACAAUUUUUUAUUGUGUCAGUCAGCUGAUUCCGAGGUCAAUCAAAAUAUUUUCAUUCUGCAUUUUACUUGGUCGCGAGGUUAAAGACUGAAAAUAAAGAUAAACAAAAUGAGAAUAUUAUGGAUUAAAUUUCGUGAAGUGUCACAAAAAUAUCCAGUUGUACGAGGAAUGGCAUCAUAUGCUGUUAUAUGGCCAACUGGAUGUUUAAUACAACAAAAAUUACUUGGCAAAGAUGAGCUUAAUUAUAUUCAAGCAUUGAGAUUUAGUUUGUAUGGUGGAUUAUUUGUUGCACCAACAUUGUAUGGUUGGCUUAAAAUUGCACAUUAUUUUUGGCCAAAGACAACAUUUAGAUCUGCAAUAACUAAGGCACUUGUCGAACAAGUUUCAUAUGGUCCAGCUGCAAUGUGUUGUUUUUUUUUUGGAAUGAAUUUAUUAGAAUUUAAACCAGUAUCAGAAGGUAUUGAAGAAGUUAAAAGAAAAUUUUGGCCUACUUGGAAAAUGGGUAUUUGUGUAUGGCCAAUUCUUCAGACAAUUAAUUUUGUUUUAAUACCUGAAAGAAAUAGAGUUGUUUAUGUGAGUGUUUGCAGUUUGGCAUGGACAUCUUUUCUAGCAUAUAUGAAAUCUCUUGAUGCUAAAAAAAUUAAUGAUGAAUCGAUAAAUAAUAUGACUGAUAAAUUAACUAGUCAAAAUAAUAGCGAAACUAAAAAACAGUCAACAAUAACAGUUAAAACGAAACAAGUGUCAAAUUAAUAAUAAUUAAAAAUAAAAAUUUAGCUAAAUUUAAAAUAAACAAAAAAAAAAAGAGAAGAAAAAAUUUAAGUGUUUUUAAAAUAUAAUAAAUUGAGUUAUUAUUUAUUAUUUUGUAUAGAAAUAUAUAUAUUAAAUUUUUUCAUUUAUAUUAAUUUUUUUUUUAUUACUUGUGAUGAUGAAAACUUAAUAAUGCUAAUUAAACAUUCAAUCACUUGUCAUAAUUAUUUAAUAAUUAUUGAAAGUAUUUUAUAUAGAACAAAAAUAUUUAAAAAAUUUUUCUUUAUAUUAUUGUAUAUUUAAUAUUUAAUUAAUUUGCUAUUUAAAAAUAAUUUUUAAUUGACAAUAAAUGUGUAAAUAAAAUUAUUGUAAAAUGAGAGAAAAAAAAAAAUUAUUAUUAAUAAAUAAUCCUUAAAAACG
Aphidius gifuensis is the source of this 1415-nucleotide messenger RNA. RefSeq names its product mpv17-like protein. Bases 357 to 998 code for a protein of 213 amino acids. The record is from RefSeq and is a predicted model, not a curated record. The transcript has 4 exons. NCBI's taxonomy places the organism in Eukaryota, Metazoa, Arthropoda, Insecta, Hymenoptera, Braconidae. Gene Ontology annotation, cellular component: cytoplasm; membrane.